This is a messenger RNA of Durio zibethinus, 1746 nucleotides long. RefSeq names its product acetylornithine deacetylase-like. The record is from RefSeq and is a predicted model, not a curated record. Gene Ontology annotation, molecular function: hydrolase activity. Lineage: Eukaryota; Viridiplantae; Streptophyta; Magnoliopsida; Malvales; Malvaceae.
GCUAACAAAGAUCAUUGGAAGAAUUUGUUCCUUUUCUCUAUUUUGUAAUAAAACAAGCUCUCUCCAGAGUGGAGAAUCGUCUUCUGAAACGCUAACCUGCCCUUUUCUCCUUUUUGGAAUAAAAAAAACAAGCUGUCUCCACAGUGGAGAAUCAUCUUCUGAAACGCUAGCUCUCCACUGUUUCAAGUCACCCAUGGCAACUUCGAACGUGAAACAAACACUGGGCAAUCUUAACGAAGAGUCCUUUGUUUCACUUCUAACAAAGGUCAUUGGAGAAUCCAAGUUCCUUCAAAACAACCCUCCAGAACUUUUCCCAGAAGAAGACAGGGUGGUCAAGCAUGUACUAGAUUGUCUCCUACCUUACAGUACAACAACUGGAGGAGGACCUUUGGUUGUUAACCAUGUUACUUAUUUCCCUGGAAGAGGCAAUCUCAUUGUGGAGUAUCCCGGAACUGAGCCUGGGAAGAUCCUGUCUUUUGUUGGGAUGCAUAUGGAUGUUGUCACCGCUAAUCCCAAUGACUGGGAUUUUGAUCCUUUCUCGUUGAGCGUUCAUGGUGAUAAACUUUUUGGCCGUGGAACUACUGAUUGUUUGGGACAUGUUGUCCUUGUAACUGAACUCAUGAAGAGACUUGCUGAGACAAAACUGGAACUAAAAUCAACUGUUGUUGCAGUUUUUAUAGCCAAUGAAGAGAACUCAGCAAUAACCGGAGUUGGUGUUGAUGCACUAGUGAAAGAUGGGCUGCUUGAUAAGCUGAAGGGAGGUCCACUUUUCUGGAUUGAUACAGCGGAUAAACAACCUUGCAUUGGUACUGGUGGUAUGAUACCCUGGAAACUUCAUAUGACAGGGAAGCUAUUUCACAGUGGCUUACCACACAAGGCUAUAAAUGUAUUGGAGCUAGGCAUGGAAGCACUUGAGGAAAUCCAACUACGGUUUUAUAAAGACUUUCCACCUCAUCCAAAUGAGCAAGUAUAUGGAUUUGCUACACCAUCAACCAUGAAACCAACUCAAUGGAGUUAUCCAGGUGGUGGAAUCAAUCAAAUUCCUGGAGAGUGUACAAUAUCAGGAGAUGUCAGGUUAACUCCUUUCUACAAUGUAAAAGAUGCAAUGAAGAAGCUACAAGAAUAUGUAGAUGACAUAAACGAAAAUAUAGACAAGCUAGACACCCGGGGUCCAGUUUCAAAAUACAUCCUACAUGAUGAAAACCUUAGAGGAAGCCUUACAUUGACUUUUGAUGAGGCAAUGCCUGGAGUUGCUUGUGAUCUUGAUUCUCGCGGUUUCCAUGUAUUGUGCAAAGCAACUGAAGAUGCAGUUGGGCAUGUGAAGCCUUACUCAAUUACUGGAAGUUUGCCACUCAUUAGGGAGCUGCAAGAUGAGGGUUUUGAUGUCCAAACUGCUGGCUACGGUUUAAUGUCCACGUACCAUGCCAAGAAUGAGUACUGCCUUCUAUCUGACAUGUGCCAAGGCUAUCAGGUUUUUACCAGCAUCAUCUCCCAGUUAGAAGAUUGAGAUAUCGAGUUAUAUAUGAGCUAAAUAAGCAUUGUAACCAUUCCCCCAUAAGCACGAUGCAAAAUCAUAUGACGUUUGAGCAGUUUGUGUGAAUAUUACGAUAUACAUGCUUACUGCAACGAAGUAUUCUGCUAGUUUGUUUGAUGUGGAUUUUACUCAUUUGAUUUCUAAAGCACGAUCAAUUGAAACUCCGACUUUUUUUUGGUAAACAUAAACAUGACAAAAAAGCAAGCUCGCUA